Messenger RNA from Nomascus leucogenys (northern white-cheeked gibbon), 3294 nucleotides. It is a transcript of the gene GSAP, whose product is annotated as gamma-secretase activating protein. Gene Ontology annotation, biological process: positive regulation of amyloid-beta formation. The record is from RefSeq and is a predicted model, not a curated record. Gene Ontology annotation, cellular component: trans-Golgi network. NCBI's taxonomy places the organism in Eukaryota, Metazoa, Chordata, Mammalia, Primates, Hylobatidae.
GCGAGGGCGAGGCGGCCACGCGGGGCCGGGAAUGCCCGCGGUGCGGGGACCCAGAGCCGCCCGGUGGUCGUGUCCGGGCGAUGGCUCUCCGCCUGGUCGCCGACUUCGACCUCGGAAAGGACGUGCUCCCGUGGUUGCGGGCGCAGCGGGCAGUGUCCGAGGCCAGCGGGGCCGGAAGCGGCAGCGCAGAUGUUUUAGAAAACGAUUAUGAGAGCUUACGUGUAUUAAAUGUUGAAAGAAAUGGAAAUAUUAUUUAUACCUAUAAGGAUGAUAAGGGAAAUGUCGUCUUUGGAUUAUAUGAUUGUCAAACCAGACAAAAUGAGCUUCUGUAUACUUUUGAGAAAGACUUGCAAGUUUUCAGUUGCUCUGUCAACAGUGAAAGAACUUUGCUUGCUGCAAGUUUAGUUCAGUCUACUAAAGAAGGAAAAAGGAGCGAACUUCAACCAGGAUCAAAGUGCUUGACUUUGUUGCUUGAAAUCCACCCUGUUAACAAUGUGAAGGUUCUAAAGGCUGUGGAUAGCUAUAUUUGGGUUCAGUUUCUCUACCCACAUGUUGAAAGUCAUCCUCUUCCAGAGAACCGUCUGUUACUGAUUUCAGAAGAGAAAUAUAUUGAACAAUUUCGUAUCCAUGUCGCCCAAGAAGAUGGAAAUAGAGUGGUGAUUAAAAAUUCUGGCCAUCUCCCAAGAGACAGAAUAGCUGAGGAUUUCGUUUGGGCUCAGUGGGAUACGUCAGAACAGAGAUUAUACUACAUUGACCUGAAGAAAUCAAGGAGUAUCUUAAAAUGUAUCCAGUUUUAUGCUGAUGAGAGCUAUAACUUAAUGUUUGAAGUACCCUUGGACAUAUCAUUAAGCAACUCAGGAUUUAAACUUGUCAACUUUGGAUGUGAUUAUCAUCAAGACCAAGAUAAAUUUUCCAAACACCUGACUCUGUGUGUUUUUACCAACCAUACAGGGAGUUUGUGUGUAUGUUACAGCCCGAAGUGUGCCUCUUGGGAACAAAUCACAUAUUCAGUGUUUUACAUUCAUAAAGGACACAGCAAGACCUUCACCACUUCUCUUGAGAAUGUUGGCUCACACGUGACAAAGGGCAUUACUUUUCUCAACCUUGACUAUUAUGUGGCUGUUUACUUACCUGGUCAUUUCUUCCACCUACUUAAUGUUCAACAUCCAGACCUGAUCUGCCACAAUCUCUUUCUGACAGGAAAUAAUGAAAUGAUUGAUAUGCUACCUCAUUGCCCUUUACAGUCAUUGUCAGGGUCCCUGGUAUUGGAUUGUUGUUCUGGAAAGCUCUAUAGAGCACUGCUCAGCCAGUCGUCUUUAUUACAGCUUCUGCAGAACACUCGCUUAGACUGUGAGAAGAUGGCCGCGUUGCACUGUGCGCUCUACUGCGGUCAAGGCACGCAGUUCCUGGAAGGCCAGUGGAGGCACAGAGCAGAUUUAAAUACCAACAGAGUUCUGUCUGACUUUUUAAAGAUUAUUCAAUGGAUUUCUGAGAAUGUCUCUGCCUGCCAUUCAUUUGACCUCAUUCAGGAAUUUAUAAUUGCUUCUUCAUACUGGAGUGUAUAUUCAGAGACAAGUAACAUGGACAAACUAUUGCCACAUUCCUCAGUGCUCACUUGGAAUACAGAAAUUCCUGGAAUAACUCUUGUGACAGAAGACAUUGCAUUGCCUCUUAUGAAGGUGCUCAGCUUUAAGGGCUACUGGGAAAAACUGAACUCCAACCUAGAAUAUGUUAAGUACGCCAAGCCACACUUCCACUAUAACAACAGCGUGGUCAGGAGAGAGUGGCACAACCUGAUCUCUGAAGAGAAAACAGGAAAACGAAGGUCCACGGCAUACGUGAGGAAUAUUCUUGAUAAUGCAGUAAAGGUGAUUUCUAACCUAGAAGCAAGAAAUUUGGGGCCAAGAUUAACACCCCUCCUGCAGGAGGAAGAUAGCCACCAGCGGCUGCUCAUGGGGCUGAUGGUGUCUGAGCUAAAAGACCAUUUUUUGAGACACCUACAGGGUGUAGAAAAGAAGAAAAUCGAACAAAUGGUUCUGGACUACAUUUCAAAACUGCUGGAUCUCAUUUGCCACAUUGUAGAAACCAGUUGGAGGAAACAUAAUCUUCAUUCCUGGGUUCUUCACUUCAAUAGUCGUGGCAGUGCUGCUGAAUUUGCAGUUUUUCACAUCAUGACCAGGAUUCUGGAAGCUACAAACAGUUUGUUUUUACCUCUGCCUCCUGGUUUUCAUACUCUGCACACCAUCCUCGGGGUCCACUGUCUCCCUUUGCAUAACCUGCUGCAUUGCAUUGACAGUGGAGUGUUGCUUCUCACCGAAACAGCUGUCAUAAGGCUCAUGAAAGAUCUGGACAAUACAGAGAAAAAUGAAAAACUGAAAUUCAGUAUCAUUGUGCGGCUUCCUCCGCUUAUUGGUCAGAAGAUUUGUAGACUUUGGGAUCAUCCUAUGAGUUCUAACAUCAUUUCGCGGAACCACGUGACACGACUGCUUCAGAACUACAAGAAACAGCCUCGGAAUUCUAUGAUUGACAAGUCAUCGUUCAGUGUAGAAUUUCUGCCUCUGAACUACUUCAUUGAAAUUCUGACAGAUAUAGAGUCCUCUAAUCAAGCCCUGUAUCCUUUUGAAGGACGUGACAAUGUGGAUGCAGAAUUUGUAGAGGAAGCAGCUCUGAAACACACCACGAUGCUUUUAGGCUUAUGAAAAAGAAAAUGCAAUUGGAUCUGCUGCUGCCAUUUUAAUCUUGCUCAUUAACUUUACUCCUUUGAGAAUUCUUUAACAAUAUUUAAAAUUGGUAACAAAAAUAAGAAAUUGUUCAGCCAUCUGAGUUUCAGGUUGGUACACGUUCAGACAGAACUGCUGUAUCACAUUCCAAUUUUGAAUAGCCAGUGAGCAAUCAAGUGUAGAGAAAUGAUAAAUGGCCUAAGAAGGCAUACAGUGGCAUAAAUGAUGCUCUUCCUAGUAGCUUAAUAGGCCACAAGCUAGUUUCUGUUGCACUCUGAAAUAAAAUAUGCUUUAAAAAUAUAGGGAACAGUGCUUAGAAAAGCAAAAACUAGGUGUGUCAUUGAAAUAAUAGGCAGAAAAAUUAAAUGUUACAUAAGAACACUAUUUGGAAAGAGGCUCCUUUUAAAAACUGAAUUUGUACUAAAUCAGAUUUGCCAUGUCCAGUACAGAAUAAUUUGUACUUAGUAUUUGCAGCAGGAUUUGUCUUUGUGAAUUCAGAUGAAACAUAUUUAAUUUUUUUUUAUUUAUAAAAGGUUGAUUUAGGAAUAUUUUGUCAUUAAAAAACCUGAAAACA